AUGGCUAUGCUUAACAAGUGGGAGAAUACUUGCAGAUUGUGCUCAGAAGAGAAGAUCGAGAUGUUGUCAAUCUUUGGUAACGAGGGCGUACAGCGUAAAGUAGCGCAAAAGUUACGUGCUUGCCUGCCAGUCUUAGUAUACAAAACAGAUCCACUGCCAAAACAAAUAUGUCAGUUCUGUGCCGCAAGGCUGGACGAUGUCUAUGAAUUUAGAGAAUACUGUCUGAGCGUUUAUAAAACCAUGCACCUGAAGCUGUUAGCAUAUAAGGAUGUUGAGUCUGUCCAAAUCUAUUUAGAUGCAAUGAAAAACUCCCCUGACCCAUGUCAGGCUCAAUUAUGGAGAGAAAAGACUAGAGCACCACCACCUUUAGUACCUUUGCCAAUCUUACUGCCAGUUGAAAGUCCAUCAACACCAAUAGAUAUUAGUCAAGAGCAUCAGAAUAGUUGUAUUGAAUCAUUACCUGAAUUACCAUGUGAAGUAGAGAUCAAAGAAAUGAUUACAGAACCAAUACUAGAGACAGGUGUUAAUAUAUAUGAAUUAUCAAAUAGAAAUAAAAUAGGAAAUGAGGUAUACAAUAAUCCAAACAUAAUAAUGGAACAUAAUGCAAGUUUAUUAAAAGAGGAAAGCAAUGACUCGAAAGAAGACAUACAGGUGAGAAAGGAAGAGAAGAGGACAAGUAUUUUAGAGCAAGUACUAAUGGGUAGUUUAACAAUGAAUGACAGGAAAGACUUAAAUUCAGAAAUCAAAUUGUCCUCUAAGUGGUGGUGUGCUCCUUGUAAUAGUUACUACAAAACAAAGGAAAGUUUAAUGAAACAUAUGCAGUUAGAAUGUCCAAGAAAGUAUAACUGCAGAAAAUGUUCAGCAUGUUUUGAGUUAGUGGAAGACUUGGCUAAACAUGAAGCUACUAACCAUUUAAAAGUAACAUUGGACUUUGAUAGAAGUGUUAUAGAUUGUGAUCAAUGUGAUAGACAAUUUGUGAGCUGGGAAAUGUUGAAGAAACACAGAUUACGUGAUCAUUUGACUCAAACAAGUGAAACUGGGACCAAUACAUGGUGCUCCUUGUGCAAUAGAUUUUUCCCAAGUGUAGAAGUUUAUCAAAGUCAUAUUCAAUUACAUGAAGUCAGUAAUUGUACACCAACAAAAGCACCACAAUUAACAGAUCUACAACCAGUCACAAUUCUCAAGAGUGAAGAACCUCCAAAAGAAGUAAAGAGAGAACAUUUCACAGAAGCUCCUAAAUCACUUACAUGUCCUACUUGUGGCAAGAUCUGUACUCAACAAAGUGCAUUAUCAAAUCAUAUGCGCACUCACGAACCAAAAAGGCAUAAAUGUGAUAUAUGUGGGCGGUCUUUCGGACUUUUUAUACGUCUAGCAGCGCAUAGAAUGAGUGAGCACAGUCAGCAACCUACAAUGUCACCUGUAAUGGCUAGUGUUGAGCAAGAAGAAGCAUUAAAUGCUGAAAAGGAAGCUAGGGAGGCGAGAGAAGCUAGAACUCGCGCUUCAAGAACUAGAACUUAUUCAGAGAUGAUGGAAAGAGAAGAUAUUCCUAACCAUCAAGAACCACUUUCAAAGAGAAGUGUUCCAUUAAAUACCAAUGCAUUUAAAAACGUGGCAAGAUGUGGUAUUUGUUUACAAUGGUUCAGUGACCACACUACAAUGUUGACGCAUUUACAAACACAUUCGGACAAUUACACUUGUAAAACUUUCGCCUGUCACAUAUGUAAAAAAUCAUUUAAGGAAAAAUGGCAAUUAUUUAGGCAUGAGAUGUCUCAUAAACGAAAUGAGUCAGCAUCAAUGUACAUAUGUUCAGUAUGUAAUAAAUCGUUCGUAGAUAAAAAUACGUAUAAGGCGCAUCAGAAAACGCACAUCAUCGAUAAAACAUAUCAUUGUUCGAAGUGUAAUAAAAUAUUUUUCAAAGAAGUAUCACUGUUAACGCAUCAGUGUACAACAGAAGCUGUUCUCGGUAAAAAGGGAGUCCCCUCGAAAUCUUCACAAAGGUCUGCAUCAUUGAGCAACAGCAAAAGGUAUAAAUGUUCCAAGUGUAACGCGUCUUUCAGCAGUUUUCAAUCGAAGAAUUCUCACAUGAGAGUACAUAUGGAAAGUUCGCACACAACGGUGCAAAAUCACGAUGUAAAGGAGGAAUCAGAAGAUGAAUCUAUGCCAAGAUUAAUUCCUGAAACAUCAGUGGAGUACUCGGUAUCUCCUAUUGAACCGAAGGUAGAGAUAAAUGAAGAAAGUGCACCACCUCCUGUUAAAAGAACUCUUAUCAGGACAACUGGCGGGUAUCGAUGCGGAGUAUGUCAGUCUCCAUUUGUUUUACGAGAAUUGGCUGUCGCACAUUUACGUUCUGCACAUCCUCUGAUGCCGUAUCAAUGUCCUUAUUGUAAAAAACGAUUUACGACACAGUACAUGUUCACACAUCAUAUUAAAACGGAUCAUCCUGAUGAGCACGAGAAUUGA
This is a messenger RNA of Habropoda laboriosa, 2460 nucleotides long. RefSeq names its product zinc finger protein 182-like. The record is from RefSeq and is a predicted model, not a curated record. Lineage: Eukaryota; Metazoa; Arthropoda; Insecta; Hymenoptera; Apidae. Gene Ontology annotation, biological process: regulation of transcription by RNA polymerase II. Bases 1 to 2460 code for a protein of 819 amino acids. Gene Ontology annotation, molecular function: DNA-binding transcription factor activity, RNA polymerase II-specific; RNA polymerase II transcription regulatory region sequence-specific DNA binding; zinc ion binding. The transcript is spliced from 9 exons. Gene Ontology annotation, cellular component: nucleus.